Iphiclides podalirius (scarce swallowtail) is the source of this 978-nucleotide messenger RNA. The record is from the annotation of a GenBank genome assembly. NCBI's taxonomy places the organism in Eukaryota, Metazoa, Arthropoda, Insecta, Lepidoptera, Papilionidae.
AUGGCUACAGUGGAGGUUUUAGUUCAUAUUGAAAUUAAAAAUAAAGACAACGGUGACGCAGUCAAAAGUGUUUAUCGUUCGAGUGCCCGCGCGAUACCAUCUUCUGUCACGUCGUCACGCGUCGAUACCGCUUUCGGCGACCGGUUGUCCGUUACCGCGCGUGAGCCGUUCGAUUACACUGCCGGCGGGGGUGGGGUGACCACGCCGCCCAAGGUCGCCAGCCGUCGGGGCGCGGAGUCGCGUGCCUCCACCCGCCCCAUGCCGCCCGGACCACUUGCGUCCCUGGAGUCGCGCAAAGCGCGCGCUCUCACCACCAUCUAUGCGCCGCGCAAGCAGAAAUCGCGCAAGAACCGCACGGCCCAGAACAGAAUGCCAGAGUGCGGUCUGCCAGUGAAGAGUGCGGCACAACCGUUCCGUCCCCUUCCCGCCAUCGGCCAGAAGACCCCGCCGAAGGCCAAGGUUAUCGUUUUCGAUUUAAAUAGGGGCGAAAACACGAUCGAGAGUCAGGCGCUGAAACUUCAAGAGGUUCUCAAGCCUCUCACACCGCUGAGCAUCCACGGAUUCAAGAGGAAGGAUUCAUCCGAAUGCUUGCGGAGUAGAGAGCACCGGCUGUUGAGGGAGAACACUUACGAUGUGAUAGAACCGAUUUAUUUGAACUCGACGAAAAGGAACGAUUCGCGGUACAUGUUGAAAUCCGGCGACGGCGCAAAUGAUCAGCUAACGAUAUCCCCGAAGUCGAGAUUCAAAAGAGCGGCUAUGCGUGUCGCCAAACUAACUUCGAUGCCAGAAACGGGUAAGCUAUUGAGCAUGAGAGAGAGGGAAAAGAUUACCAUAUCCUUUGAGGACAAUUUACCCUGCAAGCUGCAAGACUUACCCCAAAGCCCCGCGCGGAAGAUAAACAAGUUGUCCGAGAUUUUUCAAAGGCUCGACAUGAACGGUCGGCACAGAGACCAAAUGAAAAAAGAAAACAGUUGGUUU